Messenger RNA from Prorocentrum cordatum, 2742 nucleotides. The record is from the annotation of a GenBank genome assembly. NCBI's taxonomy places the organism in Eukaryota, Dinophyceae, Prorocentrales, Prorocentraceae.
AUGGAGAUCGGGGUCACGGAUGACCUGGUGCUGUCUCAGAUGGACGUUGAUAACGCUUUCUACAGAUGCAAGGCGCCGCCAGGGGUCUCGGACUGGUUCGCCCUCCCCAGAGUUUCGGCCAGCCAACUCCGCCGCGUGGACGCCAGGUUGUGUGACCAGCUGGGCCUCACGUCCACAGGCUACGUCACACCACACCUGGAGGUCAUGGCGAUGGGCUGGUCCUGGGCGCUCUACUUCUGUCAGGCCAUGGUCACGGCCAGCGCUCUUCGGGCGGGCGUGCCGCCCUCGGCCUUCUUGCUGGACAAGAAGCAGGCUCCAGACGUCACUGGCGACGGCUUCGGCACCGCCAUCUAUGUGGACAACGCUGGGGUCGUGGGCACUGAUGACGACGUCGUCAGGGGCAUGGCCCGCAGACUGUACGCGCAGUUGGCGGCCGACGGCCUACAGUGCAAGGAGCUCGAGCACGGACUUCCCGAGGCUCAGUUUACCGGGAUGACCUUGGACAGGGCCAGCGGGCGCAUCUCAGUCGGCCAUCGCCGUUGCUGGAAGGUGCGUCUCGCCAUCAAGGGCAUCCUGGACGAGGGUUUCUGUUCUGGAGAGCUUCUUCACCGCAUCGUGGGCCAUUUUACCUGGUCGGCUAUCCUUCGUCGGUGUUUGCUCAGUAUCCCGCACGCCAUCUACAGGUUCAUUGACGUCGCGGGUCAUAGGCGGCUUCGCCUCUGGCCAGCUGUGUCGAAGGAGCUUCGGUGGAUGAUGGUCUUACUUCCGCUCGCCUACGCCGACACAAAGAGGCCAUGGGCUACAGUGGUCACGGCCUCAGACUCUGAGGGCGCCAACGCGGUCGACAACGGGGGGUUCGGCAUCGUGAAUCGGAACUUCCCGCUGGAGACCGUCCGAGGUUGGGGCCGCCAGAGUGAACGUUGGGGGUUUGCAGUCGAUGAUGCGGUUCAGGCUCGACAGCGUGCCCUGGCCGAGUCCGACAAUCAUAUCAAGUCCUUGCCAGACCCAGACUGCCCCCCGGAUGAGCUCCCACCUGAGUUGUUCGACAUUCGUCGUGGGGACAUUGGCGACUUCAGUGAGUGGGGCCUCAAGGUGCGGGGGCGCUGGCGGCUCGCAGAGAGCAUUACGUCUUCGGAGGGCCGUGCUACCGUCAUUGCAGCCAGAAAUCGUCUCCGCUCCGCCCGUCAUUUCUCGCAUCGUCAUCUCUUCUUGGGAGACAACUUGGGGUUUGUCUUGGCGCAGGGUAAGGGCAGGGCCAGCAAUGCAAAUAUCAACAGACAUUGUCGCCAACUUGCUGCCUUGUCCAUGAUCUCGGAUUCAGACUUCGUCACCAGGUGGGUUCCUUCAGAGUUCAACCCUGCCGACGCCGCAUCGAGGCUCAAGACGGGGCCACCCGUCCGGGGCGGCGGCGGGCCGCGGGAUGCUCGCCCUCCCUGGGUCGUCCGAGACGCCGAGGCGCGUGUUGCGCUCGAGUCUGCUGUCGAGGCGCUUGCCCGGUCCACAGACAGCCAGCACCCCAUCGGCGAGUUCGACGACGGGGACUGGGCGCUCGGCGGGCGCUCUCCACCGCUGGGACCACCAGGCUAUGGCUUCGAGGACCUCCACGACGGUCUCCCCGAGUUCAAGAUGCUGCUGGCCAGGAGACUACCCAUGCCCGCCAAGAGGCCUGUGACAGAGGCCGGGAUAGAUCGCACGUCUCAGCUUCGCGCUCAACGGGCAAAGCGCAGACGGCGCGAGCACUUGGACGAAGCAAUGCAUGCGAGGCAGUUCGGCCAAUAUUUUCUGGAGGUCAACAAGGUGACUCGUCCUUCGGCAAUGAUGUACGACAGGUACUUCCAGGAGUUCAAGGACUGGGCCAACACCAACGGAAUGACGUUGAGUACGAGCUCGGACAUCAGCAGGGCUAUGCUGGAGUAUCUGGAGGAGCUCUACUUCGCGGGCCACAACCACGACUCGGGCGAAAAGGUCAUCGCAGCCCUCGAGUAUCGGGUGCCUGGCAUGAGGAGCUCAAAGACGCUAGAAAGGGCCAAGCACUCGCUACGGGGCUUUCGCCGCUUGGCGCCCGGCCUGAGCAGGGCCCCUCUGCCGUGGAUCGGCUUGUGCGCGCUAGUCGGAGCUGCGCUACACAUCAACGAACUGGAGUUUGCACAGUGCCUCAUCUUUCUCUUUCGGACUUACUUGCGGCCGAGCGAGUGUCUGGGUCUUCGGAACAAGGUGUGGUCAUUCGACUAUCGCAAGUUCUCCAACCUGUUCAAGAGGGUGUGCGAGGUCGCUGGCCUGGGACAGGCGAAGCUCCACCCGUACAUGAUGAGGCACGGAGGCGCCAGCGACGAUGCUCUCAGACAGACUCGAUCGUUGGAGGCCAUCAAGCGCCGCGGCCGCUCGGCCGCGGACACGUCGGUGAAACGUUACGAGAAGCACGCCAGGGUACUCAAGUCACUCGAGGGUCUACCCGCCAGUGCUCGCGACUACGGCAAUCUGAUAGACAAGAAGCUGAGCCAGUACAUGGGCCUCACAGCCAGAGUCCCAGUUCCUCCUGGGGCCACGGCCAAGGGUGAGAGCUGUAUCAGUUUCGACGUGCUCAACGGCCCAGAGUAUGAUCUCUCAAACGCAGUGGUGGUCAACGUACUCAUCGGUUGGAUCCAGUCGGGUGUCGUCAAGGGCCAGCUGGACUCCGGCUCUUUUUCGCCAGAUCAGACGAUCCUGGUGCCCUUACGGGAUUCCCGACCCGACCCCAGCUGA